Pan troglodytes (chimpanzee) is the source of this 2831-nucleotide messenger RNA. RefSeq lists its product as uncharacterized. Lineage: Eukaryota; Metazoa; Chordata; Mammalia; Primates; Hominidae. The record is from RefSeq and is a predicted model, not a curated record. The coding region runs from base 90 to 695 and encodes 201 amino acids. The transcript is spliced from 3 exons.
CAGUUCCUGUCACCAUCCUGUUGGAACGGACGCCUGCCCACCAUGAUCCGCAGAUUCCGGACGGAGACUCAGGAGAGGAAGCCGAGACAAUGAUGCCACAGUGCGGAACGGAGCCUCCCUCUUCCGGGCUGAAGAUCUCAGCCAUUCCGGCUGCAUCCAGGAGCGGCCCGGGAGCUUCCCCAACAGUGAACACAGACCCAGGGCUCCUACCCAAAUGGGGACGUGAACAAGCCGCUUCCCGCGAGACUAGGUGGAAGGGCCUCUCUCCCACCACGGCCUCUCUCCCACUGCUCCGUGGGUGCCGGUGUUUUCUCCUCCCGGGCUGCAGCACCCCACGCCGCGCUCUCCACGAGCUCCCGUCAUGGAAACACCUCCGCGUCCCACAGUUCACUCCCUGCUCACUCCUGAAACCUUUCCUCCCUGUAUCUCCCCAGGGAGCCCACGGGGUUUCCUCGGCUUCAGCGCCUGGUGGAGGCCUCAGCUCUUCAGCUGCCCAGGGCUGCUGUGCACCAGGCCGCAACCGCGCCCUGCUCACCAGAGAACAUACCGCCAUUACGAGAGACCUCACCCUACUCAGGAGAAGCCGCGAGCCGCUCACCAGAGGCCUCACCCCACUCACCAGAGACCUCAUCCAGUUCACCAGAGGCCAUCCGCACCCUUUCAUUAGAGGUCGCAGCUGCCAGCAUCCACGCUGAGGGUUGGUGUUUCUUCCCUCUCUGUAUUAGAGGUAUUUGAACCAGAGCGACUCCAUCUUGAAUAGGGGCUGGGGUAAAUGAGGCUGAGACCUAUUGGGCUGCAUUCCCAGGAGGUUAUGGCAUUCUAAGUCACAGGAUGAAACAGGAGGUCUUUGUGACCUGUAUCUUGUGCCAACCUCCUAUCUCAAGGUCUCAAGGUUGCACAGAAUGUCAGCAGCAGGACUUGUCAGUAGCCUGGAAUUUAUGUCGAUCAACUCUUUAUCUUGUGUCAAGAAUAUCUGGGCCAGUGCAACGUAAAAACACUCAGGAACAGAGAUGCAACACAACUCUUGCCCCUUCCUUCUAUCCUGUCUGAACACAUUCCUCACAAAAUAGGCUUAUCCAAAUAUUGGAAAUAAUGCUUUAUUCAGAUUAGAACACAUAUCCUGACAUGAAUUCUGAAGCUGUCAUCUGUAAAUUCAUGGCUUUUGCUGUAAAUUGGGGAUGAGGACAUCCUUUUCCUCUGGGUUCUAAGAAAUUCGUAAGUUAGAGAUAAACAGAGUCACAGCAGUUGCUUCAUCAUUGCCUGGAGCAAAUUCAAAUUUAUUGAAACCUUUAGGGCUUCCAGUAAGAUAAUUUAGCUACUCAGGUCUGAAGUCUACUCAGGCCUCCUACUCCUACUUCAAGUUAGCUGUUGGGACCUGCCUUUGGGGACAGCUGUGUCUGCAAUGCAGAGUCACAGUCAAUUUAUCUGGCCAGGUGGGGAGCACAGGGCUGCAUCCCUGGAUGAGACAGAUGGAAGGUUGCUUAAAGGGGCUGGAGCUGCAUGAUUGUGCUUAUUUCAGAAGUAACAGACCCAUAGCUCAACAUUCCAGAGCAUAUAUCAAGAGACCAGAGAUUCUGAACCCUCUAAGAAACAGUACUGUCAUGGCAGUUGUUAAAAUGCUAAAAUAUUUCUAGAGUGGUUUAUUAAGGUCUGUUGCCCCCAGGUUUCCCCAUGACCCAGAAACUAAGGGGUUAAUUAAUGCCAAGUAAGGCAGGGGCUUCUAGGGUCUGAUGAUCUGUAAGGCUACUAAGAACCUUGCACUUCAAUUCACUCCUGACUGCAGAGAGGAUUUACGGACACCUUCUUCUACAUUUCUACCUCAGUCUGUUGAGGAAGGACUUCCUGCCAACCUUCUUCUAGAUGAUUCUGCAACAAUGCCCAGGCUUUUUGCCUCUUUCUCCACACCUUGUGUUUUCUUUCUGGAGCACCUGAGUCUAUUCUGAUUGUGGAAUAUUGGCCAUAUUGUCAUCCCUAGUCACUGCUGGUUCCAGUUAACCCAACAGAGAACAGCCAGAGAGUCCCCCUCACCCACAUUCUUACUUCUUUCCCCAUCUCCCUAGGCCAUAGGGAACUUCUGGGGAACAUCUGUGGAGGUCCCAGCAUGCCAGCCCUAGGCCCUGCAUUUCAACCUUUGCCUGGCAGAGAGGACAGGGGUCCCAGUAGGGAAGAUUGUGCUCCUGGCAAUAGACAAAUGCCUGGGGUUCACGUGGCCAACAGGCCAGGGCUGUCCACCAGGGGCCAGUGUUAACUGGAGCUGCCUCUAUUAGCCAUUCAUAGAAACAGCCACCCCUACAGGAUGCUAGCUGUUAUGGGCCAGAGAAAUACAAGGAGAUCAGAUGGCACAGGUGGAUAAUAUUUUCAAGGUUACCUUUGGCCAAAUACAUGUCAGAUGCUUGCCUGCCCCAGGGACUAGUGCCCCAUCCCUUAAAGAGGAGUAGGUAUUCACCAGAUUUCCACAGGGAACAGCACAAAUUCAUGGGACACUUGAGUUUCAUAGGGAACUGUGAGUAGUAAGACAAAUUGUCAGGUCGUAGGGUGCAUACGGAGGAGUGCAGAGAAGAGAAGAUGAAGGCAGUAGACAAAGUCCUCAUCGUGAGGGGCCUUGCCUGAUGUUCUCAGGGGUUUUCAUUGUUUAUUGCAGCUCAGGAGUGGUGUAGCUAGGAAAGGUUUAAUUCAGACGGUUGACACAAUGAGAUGUGUGUUUUGGAAAACACCUUGUUGCAGGAACUAAAAGAAGGAUACAAUGGCGUGAACCCGGGAGGCGGAGCUUGCAGUGAGCCGAGAUCGCGCCAUUGCACUCCAGCCUGGGCGACAGAGCGAGACUCCGUCUC